Molecule: messenger RNA, 954 nt
Organism: Triticum turgidum subsp. durum (durum wheat)
Lineage: Eukaryota; Viridiplantae; Streptophyta; Magnoliopsida; Poales; Poaceae
Source: the annotation of a GenBank genome assembly
AUGGCGUCGACCUACCACUACCGGCCAUAUCCUCUCCCAUUGACUGCUGCACCCCCAGCGUUCGCAUCCCGCUGCCGCUUCCCGAUGGCCUCCACCGGCCCCCUCGCAGGAGUAUCUCAUGAUGCAGGGGUCACGGUGUCCACAUCGGAGAGUGUUGGUCAGAAUGACUUGCUGAUUGUCGGGCCUGGUGUGCUUGGUCGAAUCGUAGCUGAGAAAUGGCGACAGGAGCAUCCAGAUUGCAAAAUUUAUGGCCAGACUGCAACCACAGAUCAUCACAGUGACCUAACUAAAAUUGGGAUAAUUCCCUCCCUGAAGGGACCCAGAGUUGAUCAGAAAGUUCCAUACGUUAUUUUUUGUGCUCCUCCAUAUCGCACGGAUGAUUACCCUGGGGAUCUUAGAGUUGCUGCAUCAAACUGGAGUGGGGAAGGCUCUUUCCUGUUUACAUCAAGUACUGCCGUGUAUGACUGCAAUGACAAUGGAUUUUGUGGCGAGGAUUCUCCUUGUGUGCCGAUUGGUAGGAGUCCUCGGACUGACGUCCUUCUAAAAGCAGAAAAUGUCGUCCUCGAGGCAGGAGGCUGUGCCCUGAGGCUAGCAGGGCUUUAUAAAAAGGAUCAAGGUCCUCAUGUUUUCUGGUUGUCAAAAGGAACUGUAGAUGCACGACCGGAUCUCAUAAUCAGUAUGAUCCAUUAUGAAGAUGCUGCUUCGCUUGGAAUUGCCAUCAUGAAGAGGAGACUUCGCGGGCGUGUCUUUGUGGGCUGUGACAACCAACCUCUGUCCAGGCAAGAAAUAAUGGACCGUGUUAACAGGAGCGGGAAAUUUGAUGGCAAGUUUGAGGGCUUCACAGGUACAGAUGGUCCAUUGGGGAAGAGGAUGGAUAAUUCCAAAACUCGGGCUGAGAUCGGCUGGGAGCCCAAAUAUCCUAGUUUCACAGAAUUCCUUGGUCUCAGCAAUUGA